Molecule: messenger RNA, 3681 nt
Organism: Biomphalaria glabrata
Lineage: Eukaryota; Metazoa; Mollusca; Gastropoda; Planorbidae
Product: L-proline trans-4-hydroxylase-like
Exons: 9
Coding region: 172-1032 (286 amino acids)
Source: RefSeq, a predicted model, not a curated record
UCAAAAUACCGACCAAAUCUAGAUUAUCAGAUUCUAGUCUAAAUAAUCUUAGAUCUACCUUGAUCUAAAUAAGUCUAAUCGUGAACUAAGGCUUACUUAAAUUCUAUCUAUCUAUUGCUAUUUAUUUCAAUAUUUUAAACCUCGGUCAUAAGUCACAUAUAGUCUUGUAAAAUGCCACUGAAAGAGUACACCUAUUCUGAUAAGUUUGAAGUGACCAAUCAAGUCAAGAAUGAUUUUGAUGAGGCUGGCUAUAUCAUUGUGAGAGGUCUUCUUGACACAGAAGAGUUACUGAAAGUAAAACAAGCUCUUGAAGGCACUGAUGCAUUGUUAAAACAUUCAUUCCAGAUCAAUGACAGUGAAGGUCGCAAAAGUCGCUUGUGCUUGUGGAGUCAUCCAGGAAAUGAUGUCACUGGAAUGGUUGGUCGCUGUGAAAAAGUUGCAGGCACUUCUGAAAAAUUGUUAGGUGGUGAGGUCUACCAUUACCACACAAAACUCAUGAUGAAGGAACCAUUUACUGGUGGGGAGCAUGUAUGGCAUCAAGAUUAUGGUUACUGGUACAAGAAUGGCUGCCUGUACCCUGAUAUGUUGACUGUCUUCAUUGCUAUAGACAAAUGUUGGAAGGAGAAUGGAUGUUUACAGAUUCUAGAAGGCUCUCACAAGUGUGGUCGCAUUGAGCAUGUCAUGGUUGGGGGUCAGACUGGAGCCGACCUUGAGAGGGUUGACCAGUUGAAGAAAGUUUUGCCGCUAGAAUUUGUGGAGCUAGAACCUGGGGAUGCUCUAUUUUUUCACUCUAACUUGCUACACAACAGUGCUCCUAAUCAGAGCCCCUAUCGUCGAUGGGCUUUCCUUUGUGCCUAUAACAAGGCCAGCAACAAUCCAGUCUAUGAACAUCAUCACCCACAGUACACUCCCUUAAAGAAGGUGUCCAAUUCAGCAAUCAAAGAAUGCACUAAUAUUACAGACAUGUCUGAAAAAGACUUUAUGGACCCUAGCCAAGAUAAAACUAUUAUUGUCAACAAGGAAGUUAAGUGAUCUUACCACUCUCACUGCAGUGCUUAAUUUCUUUUUUAUAUUGUGUCAAUCAAAACAAAGAUUAUGGAGACUUAAACUGAUAAGUUAUACAUUUAUGCAGAAUGUUUCUUCCUAUAAUGACAACUUUUUACAGUGAUUGUACUAUAAAAAUAGGUUCAUUGUAACUGUAUUUGAUUUUAUUUAAUGCUUUUGAUUUUUCUUUGUACAAAUAUGUGAUAAUAUCUUUAAAGAACUUUAUUCCUUUAAAGCAAGCUCUUUUUUUGUUUGCUUGUAACACAAUGUGGAAUUAAUAUUUUUGUCCUUUUAUGAAUAUUGUACAAAAAAUGUGUUUGUAUAGUUUAUGAAAGUCGCAGCUACUUACAUUUCAUCCAGGAAUAAUGUGCCUAAUGUCCUGUGUAUUGACACACAAACUUCUUAUAUAGGUGUGACUUCCCAUGAAGAAAAGGAGUAAAAAAAACAACUUCUUGUGCUGUGCAGAAGAUUUAAGACUAAUUUGUUGAAUUUUUGAUGUCUUAGACUAAAUGUGUAAAAAAAAAAGGGCAAGGACAUGGGCUGAAGAAACUUCAAAAGAAAAUAAUUGUCUAAAGACAAAGGAAUUAGCUCUAGACAGACAAAUGAGUAGGUUAUAAAAAAAAGAUGCUUGUUAGAUGUUCAAGGUACUUUUAUUUUAAGUCAUUUAGUUAGUUCUUUCUAUAUAUUUUGAUUACAUUGCUUUUAAUCAUUGGAUUUUGAGCUAUGUCUUUAAUAGAUUAAAGUUCUUUUGUCUUCUUAAAAACUUGCAUCACAUUUCUGUGAGAAACAAAAAAGACACUGUGACACUCUUCUAGGAUGGAAAAUCACAAGCCACAUUACUUUAAUGACUGCUGAGAUUAAAAUACAAAUUUACAAUCUUCUCAUUAGAGAACAUUUUUGUGUUUGUCCACACUGCCUUCUGCUUUAACACUGUUUGUAUUCUCAGAGUGCUUUAACUAAAUUUCUACUUGUUAUAACUUUCCACAUAUUUGCUUUAUGUUGUCAUAUUGCUGCACAAAGAAAAACAUUUGUAUUUUUUAUUUUUUAGCUUUUUAUUUCAUAAGAGCAUGUGGCAAGUUUCUUAAAUCACAACAUAAUCAGAUUUCUCAUUUCCCUUUUUUAAUAAAUAUGUCAUUCUAUUUAAGAAAUAAAUACAGGUUAUACAAAAAAUAAUUUUUGUUUAACACAAUUGAUUUUAAUCAUGUUAUGGACAUUUAUUUGUAUAGUAUGGCUUCUUGUAGCAUGUUUUUUUUUACAAAAUAAACAUUGGUUUAUGCAUAAACUAUAUUAGUAAGUUUCCUUGAUUUUUAAUCUGAUAAAUGAAUAUAUUUAUUAAUGUGAACUUCUUUUUGAACGUAUGUCUGAUAAAACAUUUGUUCUAACAAUAUUAUGGCAUUUAUAAGAAAAAUAUUUUAUUAAUAUGUAUUCUAUUACAGUAUUUCAUAAUCUAUGCAUAAUCUAUGCAGGGAUUCAUUUACAUAUGGAUUUACAUCCUAAAUUGUGUUGUUUUGUUGUAAAUCCCAGUCUUUAUACUUUUACCUGUGGUUAAUGACAGUAUGCUCAUAGAAUUUGGUGAUUGUAGUUUGCAUUAGAAUAAUAAUGAUGAGGGGAUUUUCAACCUCAAAGCUAUCUGUAGGGGGAUUUUAAACUCAAAACCAUCCAGAGGAGUUUUAAACUUAAAGCCCUUGGGAGGAGGAGGUUUAAACUCAAAACCCUCCAUGGUGAGUGUGUAGUUUGCUUUUUUUUAUAUUGAAGAGAUGGUUUGUAGAUUCAAACCCUGCUGGUGGGGGUUUUUAAACUCAAAACCCUCUGGAUGGGGUUUUUAAACACAAAACCCUCUGGAUGGGGUUUUUAAACACAAAACACCUCCUUGCUACUCUCUUAGAAUAUGGUGACUGAUGUAUGCUUUAGUCUUAUAUUGAAGAAGGGGUUUUAUUGUAAAAAAAAAUUCUGAGGGGGUUUUAAAUUCUAAUUCCCCCUUUGGCUAUGCUCUUGGAAGUUGGGCAUUGUCUUUUGCAUCAUUAUUUUUUUGUCUUAUAGAAGUGGCUGCUUUCAACCACAAAACUCCCUGGAAGGGGAUUUUAAAAUAAAACCCCCUCUUUGCUGUACUGGGGCAAGGGAUGGUUUAAUAUUGAAAUCUCACCUAAAAUAAACAAAAUCAAAGCAAAAAUCAGUCACAAGGUUCCUAACCCCCCCCCCCCCCCUUCCUGUGGGGGGGAUUUCAUUUAGUACAUGGAGGCUUACAAAUGGUAGUUGUUAUUUGACAGUCAAAGAGAGAGACAGAGAGUAUAUUUUAAUGCCACUCUUCAAAAGACUUGGGGAAAUGGUACAUUUGUUGGUUCUUGUGUUAACUACACAAAUCAACACCACUUGCCUGUAGGUUUUAAAGGCAAUCUGAUUUUAAAUAUAAAUUAGCAUUUCCAUUUGGUAAUAUAUCUUGUGAGUUUUGGUUAAAAUAUUUUGAUUCAAGAUAAUAUUAUGGUGGUGUAUUUUUAAAUACAACAACUUACAUUUUCUAUUUGCAUAUUUGAAAAUUGUGUUUUGUUUUUCAUUUUAUAAAGAGAAUUUCUUGUAUUUUUUAUUUAUACACAAUAUUUAAUAAACUUGAUUGUAAGAAUUACAUUAACAUUAAUUGGA